CAGAAGCAACCAGCACUUUUCAGAGAGGCCACGGGACUUUUCAUCCGCAGACAGCAGCGCUUCUAGACCGCCCGAGCACAGCCGACAUGUCGGAGAGACGUAUUCCUUUCAGCCUGGUCCGCACCCCGAGCUGGGAACCAUUCCGGGACUGGCCCCAGAACACCCGCAUCUUCGACCAGGCCUUCGGCAUGCCAGCCCUGCCCGAGGACUUUGCCGCAUUCCCCAGCACCCACUGGCCCGGUUACAUGAGGCCGCCUUUCCUGACCCCGGACUUCGGAGCCGUGAUGCCCCAGAUGAUGUACCCCAACCACAUUAUGGCCAACCAGGCUCGGGCCCUGACCCGACAGGUGAGCAGCGGCAUUUCUGAGAUCAAGCAGACACAGGACAACUGGAAAGUGUCCCUGGACGUCAACCACUUCUCCCCUGAGGAGCUGGUGGUAAAGACCAAGGAUGGUGUUGUGGAAAUCUCUGGCAAACACGAGGAAAGGAAGGACGAGCACGGGUUCGUGUCCAGAAACUUCACCAGGAAAUACACACUCCCCUGUUCAGCCAACGUGGAGAAGGUGACCUCGUCCCUGUCUCCUGACGGGGUCCUGACUGUGGAGGCUCCUCUGACCAGGCCCGCCAUCGAGUCCUCAGAAACUACGAUUCCUGUCAAGGUGGACGGCAAAGUUGACGUGGUGAAGAAGUAGAGAGAAGAGAGGCACAGUUCCCCCCGUCCACGUCCUCCACACCCAAAACCCCCCAACACACACACAGUCAUGUAAGCGUUUUAUAUCUGCACAAUCUGAAGGAGGUGAAGAGACAUCUCACCAGUGUUUGUAAGCUCUUAUUUCUUCUCCGUGCUGUGUGAACACAUCUGGAUCACUGCCUCUUCCUCCAGAAGAACACACACUCUUUUUCUGAUCUCGAUUAGUAAAUCCUUGUCGUGCUGCCUUUUCAAAAACGUUCAAGACUGCUAAGCGAGCUGUAAAAGAAGUCUUUAAACCCAAGAACCAAGAAACCAAGACCCAUUCUAGCUGCACACUGCUGUUCCUAGUAACUCUCAUGACUGAUACUGAUCACAUGUUUCUGGACUGGAAGACAGCUGGUUUCAUCUGAAGUUGUCUUUGGAAACAAAGUUCUCAGCCACUGAAAAGCAAAUAAAGAGCCCAGAACAUA
Molecule: messenger RNA, 1161 nt
Organism: Cololabis saira (Pacific saury)
Lineage: Eukaryota; Metazoa; Chordata; Actinopteri; Beloniformes; Belonidae
Gene: hspb1
Product: heat shock protein, alpha-crystallin-related, 1
Exons: 3
Coding region: 87-692 (201 amino acids)
Biological process (GO): response to heat; protein refolding
Molecular function (GO): protein folding chaperone
Source: RefSeq, a predicted model, not a curated record